Penicillium canariense is the source of this 1155-nucleotide messenger RNA. RefSeq names its product phosphatidylinositol-specific phospholipase C. The coding region runs from base 1 to 1155 and encodes 384 amino acids. Lineage: Eukaryota; Fungi; Ascomycota; Eurotiomycetes; Eurotiales; Aspergillaceae. Gene Ontology annotation, molecular function: phosphoric diester hydrolase activity. The transcript has a single exon. Gene Ontology annotation, biological process: lipid metabolic process. The record is from RefSeq and is a predicted model, not a curated record.
AUGCGCGGCGUGUCUAUAUCGCUGGCUGCCUUGGUCACCUCAUGGCCCUCAGGGGUCUGGUCCUCUUCUCUGGCCGAUUUCGCAUUGGAGAAAGUGCUUGAUGAUGCUUCGCCUAUUUUUGGCUCCUACAUCAAGCAAACCAACCGAAAAACAGAAUGGAUGAAGAACUACUCUGACGAAACUCUGCUCGUUCAUAUGAACAUACCUGGUACCCACGACAGCACAACGUGGAACUACACUCAAGCCACACAGGAUGCCACGCGCGGCCUCACCGACCUCAAUCAAGUGACAGUGCCAGUCCCAGAGACGUUUCGUUGCCAGGAGUUGCCUUUGAUCCAUAUGCUCAAUAUGGGGAUUCGGGCAUUUGACCUCCGUUACGCAUUCGACCCCACAAACACCACGAUCAUUUUCUAUCAUUCCCAGGCGCUUCUGUCUGAAAUUGCAACUCUUAAUGACGUGCUGUUUGGCUUCUACCAGUGGCUCGAUGAUCAUCCCUCCGAGACCCUAUUUUUGUCUCUCCAAUAUGAAGGCUCUACCGCGAAAUAUGCAUCCAAUGAUGCCGCACUUCAGCUGCAGCUUUACGACACCUUGACCUCCCCUGUUGCUCGACACUAUUUCGUGCAAACCAAAGACCAACUGGGAACCCUGGGCCAAGCCCGUGGCAAACUCACCUUGAUGCGCCGCUUUGAUCUGGACCAAUUGCCGUCAUCCUACACAGAUGCAUUGCCUGGACUCCACUUCUCCCCCAGUCUGUGGACGGACAAUAGCCCAGACAUUGUCUUGACCUACAACACGAAGGAGAACUUAACAGCUUAUAUUGAGGACUACUACCAACCGCUAACACCCAUUGGCUCAAAUGCCACUGAGAAUAUUCAAUGGAAAUACAAUGCCACCACGGAGAACAUCCUCAAGGCAACAAACGAGCACUCUGACAGCCUUUUCUGGACCUGGGCCUCCAGCACAAACACGGACAAUGUGCCGCCGGAGUGGCCUCGUAUCAUGGCUCUGGGUAAUGGCAGCUUGACCCCUACGGGUGGAGUCAAUGACCUUCUUGUUUCCUUCCUCAACCAACAGAAUGGCAAGCGUGUCGGCAUUGUGAUGUUUGACUUCUAUGAUCAACCAUCCAGCCUCAUCGACACAUUCUUGAGCUUGUAG